AUGGCCGUCGACGUUAUCUCAAGUGUCCUCUCCACCAACAGCAAGUCUGCUGCGACACGCCGACAGUCCGACAAGUUUGAGGAACUCAUCCUGACGAUGAAGAAGGUCCUUGGCCCCUCUUCAGGACUGACCUCGGACGACGUCGACGUUGGCUCGUUGACCGAGCUGAUGCUCAACUAUGAUAGCAAUCCUAGGGAAUGGUCCAAAUAUGCCUAUGGUGACGCCGGCCGGGGAUACACUCGCAACCUCGUCGACGAGGGCAACGGCAAGAGCAACUUGUUGGUGCUCGUAUGGUCUCCCGGAAAAGGGAGUCCCAUCCACGAUCAUGGCAAUGCUCAUUGCCUGAUGAAGAUCCUGCGCGGUACUCUGACCGAAACCCGCUACGCCUUUCCUGAAGACGAUGAUGAGGAGGGACCAAUGACUGUCAUAUCUGAGAAGACAUAUAAAGAAAAUGGUGUCACCUAUAUGGCCGACGAACUUGGCUUGCACCGCGUGGCCAAUAGGGGCAGCGACUUUGCUGUGUCCCUGCACUUGUACACUCCCCCGAAUGUUGCCAAAGAGGGGUGCCGUAUCUUCAAUGAGAAGACCGGCAAGAGUAGCCAUGUGCCCGGAUGCCAUUACUACUCGGCGUAUGGUCGCCUUCUGAAGCAGUAG
Molecule: messenger RNA, 654 nt
Organism: Metarhizium album ARSEF 1941
Lineage: Eukaryota; Fungi; Ascomycota; Sordariomycetes; Hypocreales; Clavicipitaceae
Product: cysteine dioxygenase
Exons: 3
Coding region: 1-654 (217 amino acids)
Biological process (GO): L-cysteine catabolic process
Molecular function (GO): ferrous iron binding; cysteine dioxygenase activity
Source: RefSeq, a predicted model, not a curated record